AUGCCUGAAUUCCAUCACAAGGUUGAAACAAAGCACGUAUUAUGCGAUAAGGUACUCAGUGGAGACAAGGCUUAUAUCAAGAAACUCACGCAAAAUCGCUCAGUACUAAGGAAUAGUACGCUAGAUAUGUCAUGCAAACAAAUAAAAGCACGUGUGCUACCGCCGAAGGUUUUGAAGAAAAUGGAGUUCGGUGUGGCUUAUGCUCGUGUCGUGCAUGAGAAUUACGAUAUGGUAAUAAAGACUGUGUACGAAACAGCUUCGAUAUUGAAAGAGCUCGGCGGAGCUAAUGACAUUUGCGUAAGGCCAUGUGAAAGUGAUAGAUGGAAUCAGUCAUUCAGCUGGGAUGCACGAUCGUUAAAGCUCUUUCGCAACGAAACUCAAGCGUCACCGAAACAGUUAGCAGCUGAAUUACCAGAAAUUCGAGGAAUAGUGCAGUCCUCGCUAAGUCGAGCUGCUGUAGACUGGGCUGUAAGAAAUGUUGACCUAACAACGCUUAUAUAUCAACUCAACAGCGACGUCCGUGGGAUAGACGAGACGCUUUGGGCUACCCUGCAAAUGAGCGAUGAUCUGGAAAUGCCUGGAAGAUUUACUGGAAAGUGCAUUAGCGGUCAAACAUAUGUGCCUUGUAUUUCGAGGUCUGAACUCUAUUCAACGCAUAAAACGUAUACCUUCCAGGACAGUGAUGCUUGA
Messenger RNA from Cylicocyclus nassatus, 690 nucleotides. NCBI's taxonomy places the organism in Eukaryota, Metazoa, Nematoda, Chromadorea, Rhabditida, Strongylidae. The record is from the annotation of a GenBank genome assembly.